This is a messenger RNA of Didymella exigua CBS 183.55, 480 nucleotides long. RefSeq names its product P-loop containing nucleoside triphosphate hydrolase protein. NCBI's taxonomy places the organism in Eukaryota, Fungi, Ascomycota, Dothideomycetes, Pleosporales, Didymellaceae. Bases 1 to 480 code for a protein of 159 amino acids. The transcript has 5 exons. Gene Ontology annotation, biological process: DNA repair. Gene Ontology annotation, molecular function: polynucleotide 3'-phosphatase activity; ATP-dependent polydeoxyribonucleotide 5'-hydroxyl-kinase activity; double-stranded DNA binding. The record is from RefSeq and is a predicted model, not a curated record.
AUGAUAAUUCUAGUGGGACUGCCUGGUGCCGGAAAAACAACCUUCUUUCGCCGUUUCUUACAGUCUCGUGGUUAUUUGAGGCAAUCAGCUCAUGCGUACGCUACAAGGAAAGACUUCAUUUACGCCGUCGACGAGACAGUGAUCCGUGGCACGCUGGUCGUGAUCGAUGAUCUGAACAUCGACGUCGAAUCUCGAGCUCCCUGGGUCGCAAUAGCUUCGAAAUACGCUGUUGAAGCUGACGCAUAUGCUCUUGAAUCAUCGACUAAUUUAUGCCUUCACAACGACACUGUCAGAGCGCUCGGGGGACAUCCGAUCAACUCGGAAGAUCGACCUGUUUAUCCUCGAACGCCGUUUUUGGACCUAGUCAAACGGUAUCAGAGUCCGAGCACAAGCGAAGGAUUUCGAGGCGUUCACGAAGUCAAGUUCAAGUGGCAAGGCACACAGGAGGAACUUGACAUCUGGAAGAAAUUUUGGAUUUGA